GCGAAUACGUACAUACCUACAUACAUACAUACGGGCGAGCGGCGACGACGUCGACGACGACGAUGACGGCGGCGGCGGCGACCGCUUCUCGCAGUGACUUCCUCGGAGCAGGCUGAUGGCAACGGCCGACUCGAAUGACUCGCGCGCGUCGCUCGUAGCGACCCGGUCGCCGCGCUCCCCGCUGCUGCCUGGGCUCCUUCUCCCCCCUCCCAAUCCUCACUCACUCUCUCUCUCUCUCUCUCUACCGCGUGGGGAUCUCCCCGUGGUAGCGGUGGUGCGUGCCAUGACUGCCACAGAGAAACGGGUGCCACGGGUAGUCGUUUAGUCGCGUUUGGUCGCGUUGUUGCGUGCGUGCGUAGCAGUGGUGCGUGAAUUGGCGCGAGUCGCUUGACGCGCGCGAGCGAGUGAGCGAGCGAGCGAGGGCGACGGUGAACAGCGGUUCCCCGGGAGAGAUCGAGAGAGCAGAUCUCGAGUGUGCGUGUGCGCGCGGUGCAGAUCAGUGGUGAUCGCGCGAGAGAGCUUGUCCGCCGGUGGAUGUUAGAUGUGUCAGUAUGGAAAACCAGACGUUCGGAAUGGACCAGUUCUGCGGCACGAAGUUCUGGGAUGCUAAUCUCACAUGGUACACAGACAACCCAGAUUUAACAGUAUGCUUCCAAAAGACGAUAUUAGUAUGGGUGCCAUGUAUAUUUUUAUGGACGUUCUCGGCGAUGGAAGCGUAUUACCUAUUAAAUAGCAAAAGGAGAAAUGUCCCGUACACAUGGUUAUUUAUUUCUAAGCAAGUACUUACAGUAGGAUUAAUUUUACUGUCCAUAGUCGACUUAGGAGUGGCGAUACAUGAAAGUACUUAUCGUACGGUCUACAAUGUUGAUUAUUGCACACCCGUUAUAAAAAUUGUUAGCUUUAUGUUAGUAUCAACUUUAAUGCAAUACAAUAGAAAACAUGGAAUGCGAACGUCAGGUCUUUUAUUCCUGUUUUGGUUUCUUCUUGCGUUAUGUGGAUGUGUCCAAUAUAGAAAUUUUGUAAACGAAUUCAUUAAAGGGGCAGAGCCGACGUAUCCAUUGGUGUCUUACAUGAUCUACUAUCCAAUAGUAGUGAUAUUAUUUGUACUUAAUUUCCUGGUCGACGCAGAGCCUAAAUUCUCCGAAUAUCCAACGGUUGAAAUGCCAUGUCCAGAACAAAGUUCUUCAUUCCCCUCGAGAAUUCUUUUCGCGUGGUUUGACUCUUUGGCAUGGAAGGGUUUCCGAAAACCACUCGAAACGUCCGACCUGUGGUCCAUGAAUCCGGAGGACAUGGCCACGGAGAUCGUACCAAAAUUCGACAAAUAUUGGAAUAAGAGCUUAAGAAAGACAGACGAGCUGAUUUGGACUUACUUUAGAGUAGAAAGUGCAAAAGCGUCGUACCGAAAAGCGUCUGGACAAGUGGAUUUUAACAGCAGUCGGAAAAAGAAAAUUGCCUCUAUCUUACCGCCUAUUUGCAAAGCUUUCGGAGCAACAUUCAUGUUCGGCGCAUUCCUGAAAUUGAUUCAAGAUAUUAUGACUUUUAUUAGCCCAGAAAUAUUAAAGCUUUUGAUUGAUUUUAUCGAUGGCGAUGAAUCAAUGUGGAAAGGAUACCUUUACGCCGUGUUACUUUUGCUUACGGCAAUACUUCAGACACUAGUGCUAUCCCAAUAUUUUCAUCGUAUGUUUUUGGUCGGGCUCCGUAUACGUACCGCGCUAAUCGCGGCGAUUUACCGUAAAGCAUUGAGAAUGUCGAAUGCAGCGAGAAAGGAGUCCACGCUUGGCGAGAUAGUGAACUUGAUGUCUGUAGACGCUCAAAGAUUUAUGGACCUAACCGCGUAUAUAAAUAUGAUCUGGUCAGCACCCCUGCAAAUAGCCCUAGCCUUAUAUUUUCUUUGGAACAUAUUAGGACCAGCCGUACUUGCCGGUUUAGCAGUUAUGAUUAUUCUUAUUCCUAUAAAUGGAUUAAUCGCCAACAAGGUGAAGACGUUACAAAUUAGACAGAUGAAGAGCAAGGACGAGAGGGUAAAGUUAAUGAACGAAGUACUUAACGGUAUCAAAGUGUUGAAACUCUACGCGUGGGAACCUUCAUUUGAGCAACAGAUACUUAAAAUCAGAGUCAAGGAGAUUCAAGUGUUAAAAGAAGCGGCGUAUCUGAAUGCCGGCACGAGCUUCAUAUGGUCGUGCGCGCCCUUUUUGGUAUCUCUGGUAUCUUUUACAACUUACGUACUUCUAGAUGAAAAGAACGUCCUAACUAGUAAAAUCGCUUUUGUUUCGCUUAGUUUGUUCAAUAUCUUAAGAUUUCCAUUAUCUAUGCUGCCUAUGAUGAUUGGUAACAUAGUUCAAGCUUACGUCUCUGUAAAACGUAUUAAUAAAUUUAUGAAUAUGGAGGAGCUGGAUCCUAAUAAUGUACAGCACGAUCCGUCGGAACCACACGCGUUAGUUAUUGAAAACGGUAGCUUCUGUUGGGAUAGCGAAGAAAUCGAGAGACCAAUACUACGAAAUAUCAAUUUCCAUGCAGACCAAGGUCAAUUAAUAGCAAUAGUUGGUACAGUGGGAUCAGGCAAGAGUUCCCUUUUAUCCGCUUUGCUUGGCGAGAUGGACAAAAUAAGCGGGAAAGUAAAUACAAAAGGAUCAAUUGCAUACGUCUCGCAGCAAGCGUGGAUACAAAAUGCGACGUUGCAGGAUAAUGUUUUGUUCGGAAAGGCCCUAAACAAAUCAGUAUAUAAUCGUGUGAUUGAAGCGUGUGCGUUGACUCCGGACUUUAAGAUGCUGCCCGCGGGAGAUCAAACAGAGAUUGGGGAAAAAGGCAUAAAUUUGUCCGGUGGUCAGAAGCAGAGGGUAGCCUUAGCUAGAGCUGUAUAUAACGAUUCGGAAAAUUAUUUCUUAGACGAUUCUUUGAGCGCGGUGGAUUCACACGUAGGAAAACACAUUUUUGAAAAAGUGAUAGGUCCAAAUGGCCUGUUGAAGAAGAAAACUAGGAUAUUUGUUACGCAUGGCAUCACGUACCUGCCAGAGGUCGACAACAUCAUCGUUCUUAAAGACGGCGAGAUAACGGAACGCGGUACCUAUAAGCAAUUGCUGGAGAAGAAAGGUGCUUUCGCCGAUUUCUUAGUACAGCACUUACAAGAAGUUGGAAAUCUGCACGUUGAUGAGGGUUCUGAAGCAGAUUUACGCGAAAUUAAACAGCAGCUUGAAUCAACAAUUGGGGCGGACGAGCUGCAACAAAAAUUAACUCGAGUACGGUCCAGGAUAUCCGAGAGUCUAAGUGAAUCCGAUAGAAAUUCUGUAGCAGACAAAAAAUCACUUAACGGUUCUUUGACAAGGCAAUACUCGACGGAAAGCCAACAGUCGGUGAAUUACAUGCACAGCAAUAGUACAAAGGAGAAAGAAGCAGCAUCAAAACCUAAUAACAUUGGAGAGAAGCUGAUAGAGGUUGAGAAGACCGAAACUGGAAGCGUAAAAUGGAAAGUGUACUCUCACUACUUGAAAUCUAUUGGAUGGUUCUUGUCGAUAUCGACAAUUGUGAUGAACGCGGUCUUUCAGUCGUUUAGCAUCGGCUCGAGCGUUUGGCUCAGCAUCUGGUCGAACGACAACCAGACCAUUGGGAAUAAUACGAUUGACACGGCGAAACGAGACAUGUACUUAGGGGUGUACGGCGCACUCGGUUUUGGUCAAGCCUUUUUUGUAAUGCUGUCACAGAUAACAUUGAUUAUCGGCAGUCUACGGAGCAGUAGAGUACUGCAUUAUGACUUGUUGUUCAACAUUCUACGAUCACCUGUAGGAUUCUUUGACACUACGCCGUCCGGCAGAAUAUUAAACCGUUUUGCGAAGGAUGUUGACGUAAUAGACAACGUUCUACCUCAUAUUCUUAGGGCUGCGUUGAUGUGUCUAGCAUCGGUAAUAGCUACUCUCGUUGUCAUAAGCUACAGUACACCUAUAUUUAUCGCGGUGAUACUGCCAAUAGGCGCGAUUUAUUACUUCAUUCAACGUUUUUACGUUGCCACGUCGCGCCAAUUAAAACGAUUAGAGUCCGUGUCGAGAUCUCCUAUAUACUCGCAUUUCAGUGAAUCGGUGACUGGUGCGCAAAUAAUUAGAGCGUAUGGCGUGCAAGAACAAUUUAUCCAUGAAUCUGAAAAUAGAGUGGAUUUCAAUCAAGUGUGUUACUUUCCUAGCAUUAUUGCAAACAGAUGGCUGGCCGUGAGAUUAGAGAUGGUUGGAAAUUUAAUUAUAUUUUUCGCAGCUCUAUUCGCUGUUUUAGGUAGAGAUACUAUGAGUUCAGGACUUGUUGGUCUAUCGGUCAGCUACGCCUUACAAAUUACCCAGACCUUAAACUGGCUGGUGCGUAUGACGUCUGAUGUCGAGACAAAUAUCGUUGCGGUAGAGAGAAUAAAGGAGUACGGCGAGACCACGCAAGAGGCGUCGUGGAAAAACGCGGAGAAUAUGCCUGCGAAAGAGUGGCCUAAGCACGGUCGCGUCGACUUCAAAGACUUCAAAGUACGCUACAGGGAGGGAUUGGAUCUCGUGCUGAACGGUUUGACGUUUAGCGUCCUCGGCGGCGAGAAGAUUGGCAUAGUGGGUAGAACCGGCGCUGGAAAGUCGUCCUUGACAUUAGCGCUCUUCAGAAUAAUCGAGGCGGCUCAUGGGAAGAUCUUGAUCGACGACGUCGAUAUUUCGAAGCUGGGCCUUCACGAUUUGCGCUCGAGAUUGACCAUUAUUCCUCAGGAUCCCGUAUUGUUCUCAGGAACUCUAAGGAUGAAUCUGGAUCCCUUUAAUUGCUAUUCCGACGAGGAAGUUUGGAGAGCGUUGGAGCACGCUCAUUUGAAAUUAUUUGUAAAAAACUUGCCAAGCGCUCUUUUACAUGAAGUCACUGAAGGUGGGGAAAAUUUGAGCGUAGGGCAACGACAGUUGAUCUGUUUGGCAAGAGCAUUGCUUAGGAAAACGAAAGUUCUGAUAUUGGAUGAGGCGACAGCCGCGGUUGAUUUAGAAACAGACGAUUUAAUUCAGACUACCAUCCGCCAAGAAUUUAAGGAUUGUACAGUUCUUACAAUAGCCCACAGACUCAACACUAUUUUAGAUUCUGACAGGGUGAUUGUACUAGACAACGGUCUGAUCGUCGAAUAUGAUUCUCCGGAAGUGCUACUUCGCAAUUCAUCUAGCUCUUUUUACAGUAUGGCUAAGGACGCAGGUCUAGCUGCUUAAGUAAAAAAUUCAUAUCACGAUUUUUUUAGCUAUACGUUAUUCGCGAGUCGACGUCGAAAUAAAUGAUACGCAGAAAGCUAUAGAACAAAAACAGGCAUAGAGCCUUUAGCAUAGAUUAAUUUGUAUAGCGCAAUAUUUCUACGCAGAACAAGCGAGAGCGUUUGACGUAACCGACGGUGCAAUAGCGCUGAAGUCUUGUCAGAAUUGUUGCCAGAUCUUAUUUCUUGAUGAGUAAUGACUCUUCGCGAUUGUAUCGUCGAUUAUCGAACCUCAUAUAUUCUAGGAAUAAGUUUUGUAGUGACGUCUUUCAUCAUACGAAGCAAACAACGCGACACACCUCAUUUCUAAACUAGCGUCGAUAUCCAAUCUAACUUUAACUGGGCAGUAGUCGGGUGGAUUCCUGUUUGAUCAAUAUGUUAGCAUUCUAAUAAAUAGAAUAUCAACGAUUUAUUUUUCAUGACGCACUCUCUCUUUAUUAUGCCUGUCCAUCUUUAUAACUUGUAAUUAACGUACUUAAUUACAAAUAUUUUUGUGAAAGCAGAUUUUUAUCUGCUUUAUUCGCAUUUGUAGAGCAGCGAUACUUAUUUAAAUUAUAUUGUAUAAUAUAUAAUAUAUUAAUACUAUAUUUAAUAUUGAUACGAUAAUAUCGUAUUAUGUAUCAUUAUUAUAGAGGGUGUUUCAAAAGUGAAAUUUUAUGUACUUACGGAGUGUAAUAGUGUUGAAUAAUUUUUAAGUAAAUAUUUUUUUAAAAAUAGCAUUUGCAAACCAAAGAAUUAAUUAGGAAUAGGUUUCUAAAAUAUUUGAUCAAGCGAUAGGAAUCUUUGUACCCGACAACUUCUAAGUUAAAUUAUGCCCAUUUGAAUAGUUCCAGCUAUUGAAGUAAGCCUCGAUAAAAACGCGUGUACAGUGAUCGAUAAAAAUGCGUGUUCACUCAGAUUAAAAAAGAAGAGGAAAGAAAACGAAGAGUUAAUUAACCAAGAUUGUUCCAAAUAACCCAUUAAUUUAGAUAAAUGAACUUCAAAAUACUGUUCUUAUAAUUACUGCUUGAACGAUAUUUGGGAUGUGUUCUCUAUAGAUUUAAGCAUGCAUAAAUUUUUUUCCAUAGAUUAUAUCGUUCAUUUAGAAAAGUGCAUUUUUUACAUUUUCCGUUAACAUAUGACAAUCAAUCGUAAUAAUAUUAUUUGUUUUUAUCUUUAUUAAAUUACACACAUAAUAGAUCAAUCGAAAUGUAUUUGGUGCAUAUUAGAUACAAGUUAAUUUUAAAUCGAACCAUUCACUACCGCUUAUAUGUGACUUAAUAUUUUAUUUUUACAUAAGUCACAUUUAUUAAAGCGAAUAAUGACAGUGUUAUAGUGACAAUUUCAAUUUAGUAUACAUUUUGUAUGCGGCAAAAGUAUUUUGGGAAGUAAUGUGACAUCACAUUUUACUGUAUAUACUCUAUCCCUUUAUAAAGUUUCAUGUAUUAUCCAAAGUAUAUAUAAUAGUUAUGUAACAUCUGUGCCUAUUUUACAAUGAGCAGAGAAAUCGCAUUUAGUAUCAACGAUACUACGCAAACUUUUUAAGCUGUAACUCAUACUUUGUUUCUUUUCAAAUGAUUUUAUCGCCUUCAUAGGUAAAUCAUACUUUAGCUAGUGUUCUCUUAAACUAUUUUCUAUUUUGUAUAGAAGUCGUACAUGUACUAGAUUUGUAUAGCAUUUUAAUCUCUUUAAUAUCAUAUAUAUUAUUAGAUUGUCAUUGGAUACUUUUGAUAGUAUUAAUAUUGCAUUAACUUGCCUUGUUUUAUUAUAUUAUUAUUUUGUAUUUGUUACUUUAUUCGUAAAAGUAAGGCUGUUGAAAACGAGGUAAUUAUUAGAGGUCAUUCUACAAUCGCCUAGUGCCUAUUAAAGUUCCAUCAUUUGGAAGUAAUAAUUUAAUAUUCAUGAGAAAAGCUACAAUUAAACUUACAAAGGAAGGAAGCGUGUUGUUUAUUCAAUAACAAGCGUAUCCGAGCUAUGAUAUAAAUAUAAAAGCCAAACCGCCAAGUAAACAAAGUUACGCCAGCACGUUAACUCGAUGCAAUUAAUAUAAUCUACUUAAGCUUUCUUUCGCAAAACUGCAAGACUUGCAGAUCUGGUAUAACCAGAUUAUGAUUAGAAAAUACUUCAGUAUCCUGACUACAAGUUCCAAAUUUAUAUCGAGAGAUCUCUUUUUACAAUUUUAUUAGUAAGUUGCAUUUAAAUUUUAGUAAAUUACCAUUUAAAUCAAAAUAUAAAGUGUACAAAAACUGUCCGUUCAUUAAACUCACGUAACGAUUUAUAUUUUUCGUUUAAUAUAAGUUUUGUUGUUUUAUGAAAUUUGGCUCUUUGUGUAUCUGUACAAAACUUUCAUUAUCGACAUAUUUAUAAUCUUUUUCUCGUGUAAAGUUAGAAAUUCGUAGAAAUUUAUCUUGCCAUUCAUAAAGCUAUGAAUAUUAAACGAUCUUUCAACUCUUUUUCGAAUUUAGCUACUUAAUAAGUUGUGCCGCGAACAUGUGUUCGACUAAAUUGGAAUGAAAAUUUACUUGAAUAUUUAAUAUUCACAAUGCUUGAAAAUCUGCCUCGAAAGAGUUACACAAGAUUAAUUAUUUACGAUUAUAUAUUGCGAAGAGAAAACGCGAAAUUGUAUUCUGGCACUAUUGUUAAUAAUGUAUAGAUUAAAGCACUCAUUAAAUAUUUUUUGUUAACUUUUUACUUAGAGGUUACACUUAUGGUUUCAAUUAAAUUAUAAUAUCUAUUGUUUUUAGCAACGCAUCUUGUUUAAUUAAACUUCUCGAAACCCGAGCACAGCGGCGAUGAAUCGUACGUUUCCUUUUUUUAGCUUUUUCUUUAAUGCAUCCAUUACUGUUUAAGAUGUUUAAUAUAUAUCUGAAGUUUAUAUAUCUGAACAAUGCUGAUUUAUGUAGAUAUAAAACGAAAAAGAUAUGUAAACGCGCAAAAAAUUUCGAUAUCGGUUUCAAUCUGCGAACUCUGUAUCAUUCGUUACCUUAGACAUAAUAUUAAGUAUUAAAAAAGCUAAAAAGAGCCAGGGAAUAAAAAGAUUCUACUAUACUGUACUACACGCGCAUGCGAGAGAGCUUACUAACAACAACUGCAAUAAGCGCGGAAGGAAAAGUGCCUUCUUGUAAUAACAAAGAAAAAGAAACAAAAGCAGGAAACCGAGACGUACCAUUUAUAGGAUAAAUUUAGAAAUUUGUCAAUCUGUAUAUUCAAUUUUUUCAGCGUGCUUCUCUCUUUCUAUAUAUAAUCUAAUUGUAAAAUUUUGAAAGAAUCCCAGCUGUUGUCGCUUUCAGCUGGUUUUGCGUUUCGUUAUGCGUCUUUGAAUAUGUAAUAUAUGCAUGUAUAAUAUAUUUUAUUUUUCGUCUGUUAUAUUUAUUGUCCGCGCAAAAAGAUUAGCUGUGUAUAAAAAAAAUAACAGGGAAAUAUAACGGAGUUUGACUCGAA
This is a messenger RNA of Solenopsis invicta (red fire ant), 8656 nucleotides long. It is a transcript of the gene MRP, whose product is annotated as multidrug resistance-associated protein 1. The coding region runs from base 552 to 5198 and encodes 1548 amino acids. Gene Ontology annotation, cellular component: membrane. The record is from RefSeq and is a predicted model, not a curated record. Gene Ontology annotation, molecular function: ABC-type transporter activity; ATP hydrolysis activity; ATP binding. Lineage: Eukaryota; Metazoa; Arthropoda; Insecta; Hymenoptera; Formicidae. The transcript is spliced from 23 exons. Gene Ontology annotation, biological process: transmembrane transport.